AUGGAUGGAUGGAUGGAUGGAGGGAUGGGUGGGUGGGUGGAUGGAUGGAAGGACAGACACUCCUGCAGCCCCCACAGCCUGCAGAGGGAAAAGAGGAAAAAGAGGACAAAAAGGACGAGGAUGGUGAGAAGACGGAGGAGGACAUUGAGGGCAUCCUGCGCUAUGAGGAGUGCAUUGCUGGGCUGCUGGCCACAGUGGCCCAACUGCACCGGAGAGCAGAGCAGCUCCAGUGCCGCACCAGCAGGGAGGAUGAGGAGGGCUGGGAGGGCACCACCAGCCUCCCUACUGCCAGCCCACAGCAACACCGCUUCGACGACACGCUCAGUGCUGCCACGGGUCUGGGAGCCCACAGCUCCGACCUCUUCGCGGACCUGCAGAACGUCGUGAGCUCGCUGGAGCGCACCGUGUUCUCCCGGCACCAGCGCGCACCGGUGCGGCCUGCGCCCAGCAAGGAGUGGGCACGAGCGGCCAAGAGCCUGGAGGAGCUGGACCGGAGCCCGGGCCGGGCCGGGCGGGCAAUGGGACAGGCUCUGGAGGAGGCAGCGGCAGAGGAGGCGGCGGUGGCGGUGGCGGCAGCGGCACUGGCAUCGAGGAACGCGGCGCUGCGGGCAGCCCUGGGGCACCGCCAAGAGGAGCUGAGCCGGGCCACGGCGGCGCUGCGGGUGCUGCGGGGGGAGCGCGACCGGCUGCAGCUCAAGGUUCGCGACUUGCGGGAUGCUCUGUCCAGGCUGGAGGAGCCGGGGGGCUCCGGGAGUGACACCGCCGGGGUCGGAAGCCCCCCGGUGCACAGGGAACCCCAGGUGAGUGCACGGUGGAGCCUGCCCCGGUGCCGUGCUCCUCCUGUCUCGGUGCCGGGCUCUGCCUUGUCCCGGUGUCAGUCUCGGUGCCGGGCUCUGCCUUGUCCCGGUACCUGUGCCGGUACCGGGCUCUGCCUGUCCCCUCUGCAGGACUCGCCCCAGUGCAGUGAGGAUGCUCAGCCCCACAACCCCCUCCCCCCCCAACCCUCGGAGGGUCCCAGCCAAGAGCAGCAGGAGCGGGUGCAGCAGCUGCAGGGAUCCCUGGCGAGGCUGCAGGAGGUGAACCGGGAGCUGGCGGCCGCGCUGCAGGACUGCAAGAGCGACGCGGAGCGGCUCAGCAUGGUGCUGGGGCAGCACGAGUCCUGCAGCACCGCGCUGCGCCUGGCCCUGCGCUGCAGCGAGCGCUGCGGGGGGGCCUACGCCGCCCUCCUUGACCUGAUGUGGACAAAGGUGCGCCGGGAGGAGUAUGGGGCCCAGGGGGGAGACAUGGGGCAGCAGAGCCCGGGGUAUGGAUGGGUGUCCAGCCCCACACCAGCAGAGGGGCUACAGUUCCAGGGCCGAGUGGAGCCGAAUGGGCAGGAGGAGAGUGGGGACAGCAGCUCCACCGCACUGCAGAGCACGCCAGCACCGCGCGGGAUGGAGGAAGGGGCCCUUCGUGAGCACAUCCGCCGGCUGCGCGCGGAGCAGGCGGCCGUGGAGGCUUCUCUGCAGGACCCCCCAGCACCCAGCAGCACCCACCGCAGCGAGGACACCCGGGCCCGCGCCGAGCGGGUGCUGCAGGAAGCUCGGGCUCAGCUGCCCGGCUGGAGACGGCCAGAGAAAGCAGAGCUGCUGCAGGAGCUGGCGAUGCUCAAGGAGGCCAUGGCUGACUUGAAGAUGCGGUUGCAGCUGGUGGAGAGGGAAAAGCAAGGUCUAGAGGUGCUGGAAGCUGCGCAGGGCCCGCGGGAGUCUGCAUUGCACCUGGUGCUCCAGCACCUGCAGUGGGAGAGGGAUGAGGGGUUCGGCCACCCCCCCAGCAGCUCUAGCAGCAGCAAGGAGGAUGCCCAAAGUAGCCAGGUGGGAGCAGCGGCUCCUGGGUACCCUCCGGGCCCGGCGAGGAUGGGUGAAGAGCUGCUUCGUACCAUGAGCCGGACAGAGGAGCUGCGCGCCCGGGCACAGGCCCUGGUGCGUGCCCUGGAGGAGAGCAGUGCCAUCAGCCGCGCGCAGCAGGCGCAGUGUGUCACCGUCACUGCGGACUUCUUCCAUGCUCACAGCGCGCUGGCCCUGGCGUACCGCGGCGCCCGGCGGAAGCAGGCGGCUCAGCUGCGGCGGCUGGAGGGGCAGGCGGGGGCCCUGCGCAGGCAGCACGCCCGGCAGACGCAGGCGCUCACCCGCAGGCUGCACAGCCUGGAGCAGGGCACGGCCGGCAGCGAGACCUGCAUCUAGAGACCCCCAGGGACCCCCGUGCCGGCAGGACGCCGCUGUAUCCCCAGGGAGAAUAAACCACUGAUGCUCAUG
Messenger RNA from Pezoporus occidentalis (night parrot), 2294 nucleotides. RefSeq names its product USH1 protein network component harmonin binding protein 1 (gene USHBP1). Gene Ontology annotation, cellular component: cytoplasm. Gene Ontology annotation, biological process: negative regulation of canonical Wnt signaling pathway. The coding region runs from base 9 to 2222 and encodes 737 amino acids. The transcript has 13 exons. NCBI's taxonomy places the organism in Eukaryota, Metazoa, Chordata, Aves, Psittaciformes, Psittacidae. The record is from RefSeq and is a predicted model, not a curated record.